AUGGUCAUCGAAGCUACAGGACCGCGGAGAGCUGACGAACCAGAUGACCUAUCGCCAGCCUACGUCGACAUCGACGCACGAAUGACGAUAGUCGGUGCUUCGACAUCGAAACUCGUGCGGGAUUUUGAAACAUUGCAGCAGACACUGUCGGGGUAUGUCUCCUCUGGCGCGCGGAUAGUGCGCGGGAGGAUGACAGAGCUGUAUCCGCAAAGCGACGAGCCGGCGCGCACCGUCGUGCUUUUCUUCGACACGUACCCUUUGGCACUCUACCACACCGUCGCGCACUUGCAAGACCCCUUCGCGGAAGAGGCGGUGUAUCACGUUAGAUACGACCCUGCCUUCGGAUCUGUCGCAACUGCCCGAGUGCAGAGCGUGAGCACCAUCACUGCGUUCCCAAAACGCUCCACGUUCCUCUUCACGCCAGUCAAGAGCGGACGGCACGGACACAGCCCAAAUUGCCAGCAGUGUGCGGGUCAGUCGGGUGUGAAGGUGCUCGACCAUAUCCUCAGCCACAUCGUGCCCGACUGGAUUUUCAACCAAGGGCACCGGUAUCGCUUUGUUGGGGCCGAGCAAUGGAGCAGAGACUGGAUUAGCGACGAGCUCGUCGCGCCGACCGGGACCGUAUGGGCCUCCUCUCCGACACAGGACGACGUGCCCUCCGCCAUUCGGUGGAUGCUGCGCGAGCUGGCGCGGCAUGCGAGCGGCAUGUACGACGCUGGUGCCGACGGAGAGGUUCUCAUGAACAAGCUUGAGAAUGCGGUGUCGUUCAUCUCGCUGGGAGAUCUUGAGAAGGAGAUGGGACCAGAAGACUUCAAGGUCGUCACUGCUGCCCCUGGGGCGGAAUUUGAAAUCGACGCCGUCGCACAGGCGCGGCCGAAUGGACAUUCCAGACCGGUCUGGCCACGAUAG
Molecule: messenger RNA, 909 nt
Organism: Trichosporon asahii var. asahii CBS 2479
Lineage: Eukaryota; Fungi; Basidiomycota; Tremellomycetes; Trichosporonales; Trichosporonaceae
Exons: 1
Coding region: 1-909 (302 amino acids)
Source: RefSeq, a predicted model, not a curated record